Molecule: messenger RNA, 2843 nt
Organism: Anopheles coluzzii
Lineage: Eukaryota; Metazoa; Arthropoda; Insecta; Diptera; Culicidae
Exons: 4
Coding region: 171-2744 (857 amino acids)
Source: RefSeq, a predicted model, not a curated record
GUUUUGUUUGUUGUUUGCGCUUGUGUGCCGUGUUUUAGUUUUAUUUCUUUACAUUUUUCGAUUAAUAAUUUGUGUAAAAAUCUGUUUCAACAAUCCCAUCUACAUAUCAGAACGAUAGUGCAAGGAUUUGACCGCGGUAGGUUCGUUUCUUUUACUAUUUACAUUUCACGAUGAGUCCGGGACGCUCGUCCGAAAUGUCGUACAUUGUGGAAUUCAACAGCCACAUACAAUCGUACUUCAUCAGCAGUACGUAUGGCAACGAAACGCUCGUUAAUCGGUGCUUGGAGCAACUGGCUGCCUCGAGUGCCGAAAGCAAAACCUUCGAUGUGUCCGUGUACGAGUGCAACAUUUUCUUCGUCAAUCUGCACAAACUCCUCAGCUACAGUAUGAAGAAGACGAACCUACUCUGGUCGGUAGUGGCGGUGCUGGAGGUGGCCGUGAGCGAUGACGAAACUCGCAUCGCUCUGGUGAACAAGUUCCGGUUCCUGCCGGUCGUUUCAAUGCUGCUGCUGGAAGUGCACUCGUCGGACCAGCAGAAGCGUGUGCUUUCCCUGCUGCACCAUCUGUCCUACGGAGCGUCCAUCGAUGGGCAGGAAAUGUUUAUCGAACGCUUAAUCCAGAAGCUGCUCACCUUGAUCGAACAAAACCACGAAAAGAAGGGACGCUGUGAGGUGGCCCAGCUGGCCCUCUCCAUCCUGGUGAACCUUUGCCACCGGGACCUCUCGACCACGUUUGUGCUGACGAGAAACACGAACGUUUCCGCCUUCUGCAAGCAGAUAAAAAAGUUUGACCUGCUCGCAUGGAAAAUGUACAUCAUACUCGAGCAGAACGACUACAUCAAGGAGAUCGAUUUGCACUAUCUGCUGCGGAUGAGCUUCGAGGAGGUACGGCUAAUGCUGGCCACGAAGAAUAGCUUCAGCUUGCGGCACGUGGUCGACUUUUUGCGCUCCGUUCGCACGCUCAGUGGAACGCGCGAAGCCGAACCGGCCAAGGCAGCGGUAACGGACGAGUACUUUCAGCGCGAUCUGAAGGAGUUUCUGCAAGAGAUGGAAAAGUAUUGGCAAACGCGAACUGAUUCUCCCGCCGGUGAGGCAGAGGGGCGGAAGAAAAAGACAAAGCAAAAGGUGGAACCGCGCAGGGACCGGACCAGCGAGGGGCUGUUUGAAAUACUCGAAUGUAUCGUCCUGCUCAAACCGGACGACAAGGAGCUGCACAGAAAGAUCUGUGAGUUUGGUCCGGCCAAGCUGAUCAAUCACGCGCGCGAUGAUUGUGCGAAAGCGAUCGAUCUGCUGCGCACGAUACUGGAGAAAAACCCAACGGAUGCUGCGUUCGCGGAAGAGUGUAAAACCGUGCUCGCUUCACUGAUGACUAUGAUCACCAACUGUGACGAUGAGCGGCUUGCAAUUGCGUUCGCGAAACUGCUCACUACAAUCGGAAAGACGUUAAACGCGGUGGACGAUCCCAUGAACGAGGUGGCGGAGCAGUUCUAUCAGCAUCUGUUCGGUGCGGUGCUGGCUCAUACGUGGGAACGUGCCACCUUCGACUAUUCACUGGCCGACGGGCCGGUUAGGGUGUAUCUGUGGGCGUUGCACACGUUUAACGAGCUGGCAAACCUCUGCCCAACGUACUGGUACGCUAAACUGACCAACUUGCUGAAACAGAAGCCGAUCCAGUUUCUCAUCGCGAAGGGGUUAAUUGGCGGCAGUGAUGUGGAGCUGCUGGAAGCUUUGCUACAAGUGGCCGCAUCGUCCGAGUUUCCUAAACAAGACGUCGCACAGAUGAUAGAUCUGCUGAAAAGCAAUUUGCCAGCGACCGGUCAGGGUCGGGUACCGCUUGCACCGGUGCCUGGGAAUGUACACAACAUACAACCACCGACGGGGUACAGCUACAUACGAGCGCUCAGCAGAGAUUUGCAGGAACGCAUCGAUCAGGCCGUGGUGCAGAUGCAGGACGCCAAGGCUGCGGGAUUGAUAAACGAUGUGGAAAAGUCGGAACUGGUGGAGUUUUACACGUACAAGAUCAACAUGCAGACCAGCUUGAUGAACGAUCUGAGAGGUAGUUUGGAUGGGACGACGGCACAGAUCACUACGCUGAUGCAUCAGAAUCAGCUGCUGAUGGCGGAGAUAGACAAAAAUCAAAAGCGAAGUCUUCCGCUCUUGCUGAAGGAGUCGGCCUUGGAAAACGAAAAUCGGCUCCUCGAGCGUGAGCUAUUGCAGAUGAAGUCGGCCGCCGCAACGUACGACAAGAAAACGAGCCAGAUGAAGCAAGAGCUGGCCGAGUAUAUUAAAAAGUACGGCGAAAAGAGUCAAAAGUGUGCCGCACUGGUAAAGGAGAUCGAACAUUUGCGUGCGCGCGACGAUAACUACGAGAAGGAAAACAAGCGGCUGCAGCAAGAGCUGGUCGCAAUGACUAAAAACCGCGAUGACGCCCGUAAGCUGCUGAAGCUCGGCGAGGAUGACCGACAACGGCUGACGGAACAGCGUGAGGCAGAGCGCAAGCAGUACGAGUGUAAGAUACGCGAGCGCGAACGUGACAUUUCCAAGCGCACCGAUCUGAUCCAGCAGCUAGAGCAGACGCUCGUACAGCGGGACAGUACGAUCGAAACGCUCGAGACGGAGGGGGCAGAUUUGCGGGAAAAGCUCAAGGAACGAGAGGCACGCAUCGCGCAGGUUGAGGCAGAGCUGAAAGAAAACGAAAAGAUUCAGCAAGCGAUCUAUAGUUUAAUGAACAAAACUAAGAAAUAGGAGACGCGCCCCUCUGUACCUGACCGGGGGCAAGGAAGAUUGUAGCAUACGGUAAGCAAUGUAACGAGUAAGAUUUAUAAAACAUAGUAAGAUUUUCAA